AUGGGCACAACUUUUAUAAUUCUAGGGACAUCCAUACUGGCUAUAUUUUUAGCUGGAUAUUUUGCUCAGAAAUAUCUGCCUCCACCAAAACCUAAAAUAUUUGGUGUAGAUUUAGGGACGACCUAUUCCUGUAUAGGAAUGUAUCAUGCUAUAAGUGGCCAUGUUGAUAUAUUAAAAGUUCAAGAUGGUCAUAAAUGUAUACCCAGUGUAGUAGCCUUCUGUGAAAAGGGUAUACUAGUAGGCUAUCAUGCUGUUGCACAAUCAGAACACAACCCCAAAAAUACACUGUAUGAUGCUAAACGUUUUAUAGGAAAAGUUUUCAACAAGUCAGACUUAGAUAGCUUACGGAAACGCUACCCAUUUCAGUUAGAGUUAGAUGACCAUGGUAUGAUAAGUUAUGUUGUGAAUGUCAAUGAUACAGUACGACGUAUAUCACCAGAGCAAGUAGGCUCUAAUAUCAUCCACACAUUACGUCAGGCAGCCAUUGCUAACGUCAGUUCACCAGUUGAUAAUGUUGUUAUGUCGGUUCCAGCAGAAUUUAAUCAGCUACAGAGAAAUUAUACCAGAAAGGCUGCCAAUCUAGCAGGUCUGGAGGUGUUAAGAAUAAUCAAUGAACCGACAGCAGCUGCUAUGGCUUAUGGUUUACACAAACAUCCCAACAUGCAGACUAUAUUAGUAGUAGAUCUAGGAGGGGGUACACUAGAUGUUUCUAUAUUGAUGGUACAAGGUGGAAUGUUCCUUACACAAGCUAUGGCAGGUAAUAAUCAACUUGGUGGUCAAGAUUUUAAUCAAAGAUUAUUACAAUAUUUAUUACAACAGAUCAAUCAGAAAUUCUCUCGGCCGCUCGUUGAUAAAGAAGAUGCUCAAAUUUUACGAAAUCAGGUGGAGGAGGCCAAGAUUAAUCUGACCAACUCAGACCGUGCAUUUAUACACAUUAAACUUCAUUCCUUUGACAAUAAAAUUUAUGAAGAAAUCAUCACAAGACAUAAGUUUGAAGAACUAAAUAAAGACUUAUUUGAAAAAGUUCUAGAACCAAUAAAAACAGCGUUAAAUUUUGUGGAACUGGAAAAAAGUGAUAUAGAUGAAAUCGUUCUAGUGGGGGGUUCAACUCGUGUGCCUAAAGUUAGACAAAUUAUUCAAGACUUUUUUAGAAAACGUCCCAAUACGUCUGUGGACCCAGAGUUAGCUGUAGCAACUGGUGUUUCAAUACAAGCUGGAAUCAUAGGUGGCAUGUGGCCACUGACUGUCAGCGCCGUAGAGUUAGAAACUCGUGUUCAGAAGAUCCAUGUCUAG
Lottia gigantea (owl limpet) is the source of this 1293-nucleotide messenger RNA. RefSeq lists its product as hypothetical. The transcript has 7 exons. The record is from RefSeq and is a predicted model, not a curated record. The coding region runs from base 1 to 1293 and encodes 430 amino acids. Gene Ontology annotation, cellular component: cytoplasm; plasma membrane; nucleus. Gene Ontology annotation, molecular function: heat shock protein binding; ATP binding; ATP hydrolysis activity. NCBI's taxonomy places the organism in Eukaryota, Metazoa, Mollusca, Gastropoda, Lottiidae. Gene Ontology annotation, biological process: protein refolding; cellular response to unfolded protein; vesicle-mediated transport.